Molecule: messenger RNA, 1538 nt
Organism: Lemur catta (Ring-tailed lemur)
Lineage: Eukaryota; Metazoa; Chordata; Mammalia; Primates; Lemuridae
Product: zinc finger protein 501-like
Exons: 3
Coding region: 87-1538 (483 amino acids)
Biological process (GO): regulation of transcription by RNA polymerase II
Molecular function (GO): DNA-binding transcription factor activity; RNA polymerase II cis-regulatory region sequence-specific DNA binding
Source: RefSeq, a predicted model, not a curated record
GUCACCCCAUAUGUAUAAUUCAGCUGGCCUGUGACAACUUUUGUCUGAGUGAAUUUGGAAAUGGGAAGACAGAGUUUACCUCCUUCAUGGCUUAUUUUCUACUCCUUUUAGCCAUGACUACUGAGGAUGCUUCUCUUCUCCAAAAGAAGAGCACAGAAGAAAUGGAACCUACUGUUGAGCUCCUUCCUGUUGAGUUCCAGGAGUUGAUGACAGUCAAAGAUGAGGAAAUGGACUUUACCCAUGUGGAGCUGGAACAGCUGAAUUCUGCCCAAAGGUACACGGGCAUGGAUAUGAAGGUGGAGAAUUGUGGGAGCCUGGUAUUUUGGGAUUCUGAAUGUAUGCCUGAAACUACAGAGUUCCUUUCACAGCAGGAAGUUUAUGAAGAAGUAUCUGAAAGGGAGCUGAUAAUAGAAAGACUUAAAAAGGAUGAUUGCUGGGGCUCCACAUUGAUAGAAUCUUGGGAACAUGAAGACAUGUUAGAAAGGCAGCAAGAAAAUCAGAAGAAUGAUUUAAGACAAGUUGUAAUUAAACACAAGAAAAACCCUAUGGAGCAUUAUAAUGAAACUGGGGAAAGUUCAAACCCAAUUAAGCAUUCAAAAGCUUACCUAGUGAAAAAGCCAUGGGAGUGCAAUGCAUGUGGGAAGUCCUUCAGUUACUACUCAGCCUUUAUCCUACAUCAGAGAAUUCAUACUGGAGAGAAACCCUAUGUAUGUAAUGAAUGUGGAAAGGCCUUUAGUCGGAGCUCAUCUCUCAUUCAGCAUCAGAGAAUUCACACUGGAGAGAAACCCUAUGAAUGUAAUGAAUGUGGGAAAGCUUUCAGUCACCGUUCAGCCCUUAUUCAACAUCAUAUCAUUCACACUGGAGAAAAGCCCUAUGAGUGCAAUGAAUGUGGGAAGGCCUUCAACCAAAGUACAUACCUCAUUCAGCAUCACAGAAUACACACUGGAGAGAAACCAUAUAAAUGCAAGGAAUGUGGGAAAGCUUUCAAUGACACCUCAUCUCUCAUUAAACAUCAGAGGGUUCAUACUGGAGAAAAACCCUAUGGAUGUAAAGAGUGUGGGAAAGCCUUUAGUGAUCGGUCAGGACUUACUCAACAUCAGAGAACUCAUACAGGGGAAAAGCCUUAUGAAUGUAGUGAAUGUGGGAAAGCUUUCAGUUACUGUUCGGCUCUUAUUCAACAUCAAGGAACCCAUACUGGGGAGAAACCUUACAAAUGUAACGAAUGUGGGAAAGCCUUCAGUGACCGCUCUGCUCUUGUGAGACAUCAGAGAAUUCAUACUGGAGAAAGACCUUACAAAUGUAAAGAAUGUGAGAAAGCCUUCAGCCAGAGCUCAUCCCUUACAAAGCAUCUGAGAACUCAUACCGGAGAGAAACCCUAUAAAUGCCCUGAUUGUGACAAAGCCUUCAGCCAGAGUUCAUCUCUUAUUCAACAUCAGAAAAUUCAUAGAGGAGAAAAAUCAUACAAGUGUAAGAAAUGUGAGAAAAUCUUCACUGUCCGUUCAGCCUUUCAUCAACAUAAAGAAAUUCAUGAAAAAUAG